Messenger RNA from Phasianus colchicus (ring-necked pheasant), 2707 nucleotides. NCBI's taxonomy places the organism in Eukaryota, Metazoa, Chordata, Aves, Galliformes, Phasianidae. The record is from RefSeq and is a predicted model, not a curated record.
AUGGAGCCGGCAGCCCGGCACCCGCUGCGCAACCGCGGGAACAUCGCGUACCGAGGGAGGCACGGCCGUCCAGAUGGCCUCCAGCCUGAACAGCCUCAGACGCCGCGUCACGCUGACACGGCCCCAAAAACCCCUCCGGGAGCGGGGGGCCGCCGCUUCCCGGCCGCCUCCGUUCUGCGUGCGGCCACGGCUCACCGCCGAACCCCCGAGCGCGGCGGAGCUCGGUCGCCGUCCCGCCUGGGUAAAGCCGGCUCCAGCGGCAGAAGCGGCGCAGCCCGGCAGCCGCCCCACGGCCCCACGCUCCCGCCGCCCCGUCGCGCUCGCUCGCCCCCACCCCGACGCCGCGGCCCCGCCGGGUCCCUCCGACUCACAGCCUUCCGCCGCGGCUUCCGCUGGCUGCUCCCGGCGGACGGGCGGCCGCGCUCUAUAUGCGCUGAGGUGCGGCCCCCGGCCCGGGGAACUCCGAGGGAGCGUCAGGGCCGGGAAGCCGCUGGAAAGCCCCGGCGGCGCGCAGCGCAUGCGCCGCACGGCGACAGGGCGGGGCGUCCGUCCGUCCCGUGCCGGCCGUGGCGGCGGCUCGCGGCCUCCGGGCUCCGUCCCCCCGAGCCUCGUGCGCUUCCUCCUUCGCCCCCCGAGCUGCCCGGACCCCCUCAGAGCCGCCGCGUCCCCGCUGCCCGUUUGCUGAGCGAGGAGCGGUGCCGCACGGCGCUGGGCGGGACGCCGGGUGCUUUCCUGGCGCGUUGCCAAGUUACGGGCUGCUGUGGGAGAGGCCGAGUGGUGACCGCCUGCGCUUCGGUCGCUGAAAGUCACGGGGGAACAACGGGAGGAAGGCAAAACCGAGUGCGAAUUUCCACCAGCGUGUGUCAGCGCGUACAGAAAGCUGAAGAACUUCCGCAGCGGGUGCUGCCAGAUCGUGGUAUGACAUUUCCUCUGAAGAAACAGCAAGCGGAAGGUGAAAAAGCCCCGCUUUGUGUGUGUGGUGUCAGAAUGAUGGCAGGGCGCUCGCAUCGCUGAGAGCUGCAGCGUAGAAACGCAGCAGGCAUAACGAACCAUUGCUAAGGGUUCGUUAUGACGCUGCCGGGUAAUCUCUUGUGGCUGUUCCUGUAAGGUGGAUUUGUGGACGAUUCAUCUCUUUUCUAAAAUGGGUUCCAAUUUUCUGUCACGUGUGAUGACAUUAAUAAUAUGUCGGAUUUCGAACGUGUAUAGCUGCAGUCAGGUAGUUCUGAAGCACCAUUACAUUUCACUUUACUCCAGACAUCGGAAAACUUCUCAUUUCAGCAGUUAAUUCAGAAAAAGCUUUUAAAAGUAAAUUUUUUAUCAGAUCCCCGAGGUGUCACCUUAAGGAGGCUCCUGGCAUUCAGAAGACAACACUGUUGCUGGAAAAAUGGAGAUAACUCCAGAAGUGCCGUAUCUGAAGGAGGAUCAGGUGUGGGAUUUCACAUCUGUUGGACACAGGGAAUUCAGUAUCACAUAAGGAACUGAGCUCUGUGUGUGCAUGUGUGUAUGGUUUAAAUUCUGCUUUCGUGGAGCAAGAUGGGGAUGCUCCCAGUUUCCAUACUUCAAGCAGGCAUUCCCAAAUGAAGUUAUACUGAAUCCGUUUCUAUCCAUUCCAGGAGGCUUCUUGACGUUCUCCCAAAGCGAAAUAAUUCAGUGUUCCUCCUUAAUUCCAUACUGCAGCUUCCUGCCUGUGCCAUCCCAGCCACAUCCCUGCCCUUUGCUCCUCCAUACCCUUUGGCCUCCUCCGGAUCCUGCAAUAGAAACUGCCAUUUCCUCCCCUCCCAGGCCUUCAGGCAAGCAGUUUCAGGCUCUGUCUUUCUGCUAGGCAAGCAUCAUGUUGCAAUAAGGAAGGAGAGAGGGGGAGAAAUAGAAAAGCAGGCUAAAGCACAUAUAAUAGCAGAAAUAGUGUAGCUGGCCUGAGCUGCCAGCCCUCUUUUGCUUGCUCUGACUCUUGAGAAUAGUAGCAGCUACCCUAGUUCUCCUUUCCCAGCAUUUCCUUUGCAAUUACAAGGAAAAGAGACGAGGGAGCUUUUCCUGCCUUCUUAGUGAUGGAUGGUCCUUUCUUCAAAGGAUAUGAGAUAACUAAAGGUUUAUUUUUAGAACUAAAAUUCGUGAGGUGUGAUGCAUUAUCAGCAGCAUCCUGAGUCUAGCUUCAGCAUCAGGCAAGGGAACUCCAAAGGCAGGGAGAGAAGCACAGCAAUGCUUCAAAUGGAUACAAGCUGACAGCAGUAGGCUUGAACUUUGCUUCUGAGCCUGUGGCACUGCAUGAUGGGGCUGUCCCUUCCACCUGCAGCCUCAGACUUCAAAGAUCACAAUUGGACUGAUAAACGAGAUGCUUUACUCUGCAGAUUCUUUGCUCUGGAGAAGGGGCAAAGGCUGAUAAAGCUCUCCUCAACUAAAAAGAAUCCUGCUUUCUGAGCAAGUCCCAUGCACUCAUAGAGGUCACAGUGUUAAUGAAAGCGUGACUGCCACAUUACCAGUGCUUGCGAAAAUAAACCUAAUGACAGUGUUGACUGAAAUAGCGAAGGUGAUAUAGCUGGUUUCUGGAGGCGGAACACAGUGACCCUGCAGCAUAUGUGCAUUAAGAAUGCCAGCAAUGAGUAGGUUGGACAGCCCAAGAAGCAUCUGAUACAACUGCACAUCCAGAAAUCUUCUCCAGGGGGCCUGAUGAAUGUAAAUCUGCCCAUGCUGCGAUUCUUCUCUGGUCUGU